Hyla sarda is the source of this 2095-nucleotide messenger RNA. Its product is annotated as vertebrate ancient opsin-like. Gene Ontology annotation, cellular component: photoreceptor outer segment; membrane. Gene Ontology annotation, molecular function: G protein-coupled receptor activity. Bases 830 to 1978 code for a protein of 382 amino acids. The record is from RefSeq and is a predicted model, not a curated record. Gene Ontology annotation, biological process: visual perception; G protein-coupled receptor signaling pathway. Lineage: Eukaryota; Metazoa; Chordata; Amphibia; Anura; Hylidae. The transcript is spliced from 5 exons.
UUUAUUAAUAAUCAUAAUAAAAGUCAUUUCGGAUCUGCUUUGAGUACAUGUAAUUUGGGCUUUUACGUUUUUUUUUUAUUAUAAGCAGCAGGAAGGGGAUUCAAUGGGAUUCAAUACGCCAGUGAAAGGACUAAUAGUCCACUAUCAGGCAGGGCGCACACAUCACAUCUGACUGCUGGAGUACACAGCCCUUAUUUCCCUGAGGAAUCUUAAGAUUCUUCUUUCCUCCCCAGUCUGCAUUCCUUACAAUAUGUUGCACUGUCAGCAUCAGGCAAUGACAGGAUUAACCUUCUUGUGGUAUUCAUUCCUAGGAAACUACUACCAUCUACAUCUCGUGUCACUUUUUUUUGUAAGAAGAGGAAACUGGUACACACGUUGUUCUGAGGAACCCAGCCUUCUUCUGAGAAGGGAGGGGAUUAACUCUUUGCCUACAUUCUGUCAAGGAGGGAUCCCAGUGUUAUGUUCUCCUACGGACCAGGAAUGCCUGGUGAGGUUUUCAGCACUGCUGCUGUCAGAUGAAGGGUGGCUGCACACUAGGGGGGGUCACUGAGCACACAGGCACGCAUGGAUCAAUGGCACAUGUAUAUAAGGAGGAGUACACAACAUUCAGCAUUGCCCGGAGUUCAUUGAUUCUCCUGGUUGCCUUUCAUGAGUGACACCUUUUAAGAGAAAAUAAAAAAAAAAUAAAGCAAAAUGCCCUGCAGGUUGUCACCGUCUUCUCCAGGACUGCAGAAGACUUCUUCGUGUUGGAAGACUUGCAGCUGAACUUGUUUGCUGCCACCUUUUACAGUUGCCGGACUUCAUCACCCACCAAGUUCCCACCGGCAGCAUGUCCCCCAAUGACUCUCUAGAAGCCAGUCCAGAGACGUCCACCCAGUGGAACCCGUUUCAGAGUCCCCUGAAAUCCGUCGAGCCCUGGAACUUCCAACUCUUGACGGUCCUCAUGUGCCUGAUCACAACUUUGUCCAUCGCUGAGAACUUUAUCGUCAUCAUAGUCACCUUCAAGUUCAAGCAGCUGCGGCAGCCCCUCAACUAUAUCAUCGUCAACCUGUCGGUGGCAGACUUCUUGGUGUCCAUUGUUGGCGGCAGCAUCAGCAUCGCCACCAACAGCAGAGGAUACUUUUACCUGGGACCGUGGGCUUGCGUGUUGGAAGGAUUUGCUGUAACUUUUUUUGGAAUUGUAGCUUUGUGGUCCUUGUCGAUCUUGGCCUUUGAAAGAUAUGUGGUGAUUUGCCGACCACUUGGAAACCUCCGCCUCCGUGGAAAACAUUCCGCCAUUGGUAUUCUAUUUGUGUGGGUUUUCUCUUUUAUUUGGACAAUUCCCCCAACCAUGGGAUGGAGUAGCUACACAACAAGCAAAAUUGGAACCACAUGUGAACCCAACUGGUAUUCGGGAGAAACUGAAGACCAUACCUACAUUAUCACGUUCCUUAUGACAUGCUUUGUUCUACCUCUGAUGCUCAUAUUUGUGUCAUAUGGAAAGCUGAUGAGAAAGCUAAGGAAAGUGUCAGACACUCAGAGUAGAUUGGGAUCAUCUAGGAAACCAGAGAAGGAAGUCACUCGGAUGGUGGUAAUAAUGAUCCUGGCUUUCCUCAUUUGCUGGACACCAUACGCUGCCUUUUCUAUCCUGGUUACGGCACAUCCCACCAUAGAGUUGGAUCCACGUCUCUCAGCAAUCCCAGCAUUCUUUGCAAAAACUGCUUCCAUGUAUAAUCCCAUUAUUUAUGUAUAUAUGAACAAACAGUUCAGGAGGUGUUUGCUUCAGAUGUUCCACUGCACUGACCUCGAACCAAAGGAGUCGAACAUCGCAACUUCAGAGCGAGUGGUGCUUAACCGCACUAACCACGGUGGCGAGAUGCAGGCCAUAGCGGCACACAUAACGUCAAACAGCAGCAACAGAAAGACUGAAGAAGAACAGAGUAGCUGCAACUCAUUUGCACAGCUUACAAUAUCAGAAAACAAAAUCGGCCCUAUGUAGACUGAUAAUAUUCAACGUGUGCCAACUAUUGUAUGCAACUGAACUCUCUAUCUCACGUGUUCAUCACCAAGAAUGAUUGACAGAAGACUAUGAGAAAUUGCUACCUGUCAACGGACA